This is a messenger RNA of Cetraspora pellucida, 297 nucleotides long. The record is from the annotation of a GenBank genome assembly. NCBI's taxonomy places the organism in Eukaryota, Fungi, Glomeromycota, Glomeromycetes, Diversisporales, Gigasporaceae.
AUGGCGAUUCAAACUACUACUGUGGGUAUGAUUACAAUUCAACAAAUGCCUUCUGAUGAAACAACACGAUCGACAACUAAUUGGAAUAUUCCAGGAUAUAUUAUACGUUCUCAACCUACUCCAACUAUAAUGCCUACAUCCUUACCGCAAGCACCUCCGCCAACACCAACAAGCCCAAAUGAAUAUUUGUCAUGGACUUCCAAUACUAAUACCAAUACUAACGCUCCGUCCCAAAUUGAUAAUCAACAACCAAAUAUUCAACUGCCUGCACAAUCUAAUAAUCAUGUUGUUGAAUAA